UCGUUAGUCUAAUUUCAUUGUUCCACCGUCGCGUGGCUCUGUAUUUAGCUCGGAAAUUUUCAGCUCAGCAUUUUGUUCACAAUUUUCUAUUUUUCGGUCUUAUUUUCGUCCACGAAUUUAUUUCCAUCGCUUUCGACAAGAUGUUGUUGUUGCAUGUCUCGGGCUCUAGCUAUAAUUUCCAUCGUCUACCAGUGAAUUUUCGAUAAAUUGCAGCAUUUUUUCGGUGGCAUGAUUGCGUGGAGUAAAUGAGAUUCCUUUCAAUUAGAAAGUCCUCAAGCUAUUUGUCCCACAUUGGGGGCGUUAUUGCAGAACCGAUUUUGUUGCUACCAAUUCGAUCGGAUUUGCGGUUGAAUCUAUUUUUAUAAUUGUCAAUCCAGAAGGAAACUGGCUGAAGAAGAUUUCGCUCGAGAGAAAGUGUGUCAACUGAGUGUAUCUUAAGUAACCGGAAAAUGCCCUGGUCUGAUGUGCGGCUUUAGUGCGGAGAAAAUAGUGCGAGUGGUGCUAAUGUAUAGUGUGUGAUGGAUCAGAAAUCCAUAUGAGUAAGAGUGGAGUGCAAAAGAUGCUUCGGAGCCUCUUUAGCGAAUUCUUCUCGUCACAGACUCCUACUAUUUAUACAGCGACAAGUUUAUGUGAUUUAUUUCGGGUCAAUGCUUUCGCCCCUUCUAGAAACACUGAAAGGACUCUUUGUGAAUGUUAAUAGCUCGGAACACAAAGGAUUACAGAAUCGGGGCUGGAACUAAAAAGCCGCGUCUACGUGAACGACAAUAACUUUUGUCGCAACUUUACGCCACAUUCGUCAUGAUGAUGCAGAUGACGAGAAAAUGGUUGGGAAAUUUUCAUGUUUUAAUGGUGACAAAAAUAGAAGCGAAUGGUAGAAACUUAAAUUUUCGUUAAGUGAAUAUUUAAAUGUACCGAAUAAAGUGGAACAGUGAAUUUGAGGUGUUCUAUGCUUGCCGAGUGUCUCGAUGUGCAACCGAUUGCAACGACAGCGCUAGUUCGAUAAACCAAAACAACGUGAGCAGAAUAAACGACGAAUAUAAUACUAUUUAGUAUUCUACACGAAAUUCCUGAGUAUUGCAUUUAGGAUAUCUACAAUUGCACACCUUCGAUUUGAGUGUUUUGGAUGUAACUUUUAUGAAAAAGGAUAUUCAGUAUUGGGAGACGAGGUAGCUGAAAGCCAACGUCAGCAGCAUUAGCAGCAUCAGUAACAACCAUUACGACAAGGUAAUAAAAAGAUGGCUCUUGUGAUGCUUCCAUCGGAUCUGCCAUGGUGGUCGACAGUGCAUAGAAAAUUGGCGGCUAUUCAAAAGGCCUCCGACUUGAAUGCCAUCCUUGAGAUAAUGCAAAACAUCCAUGACCUUUGCAACGUGAGCUUGGAUCCAGAUGACGACGAACGUGAUUCAACCGUUUUUGAUGGGCUGCGGCUUUUUAUUGAGAACGACCUAACUGAAGAGGAGCGAAGUCGUUUCCUUGGCACCACCAUUCGGAACUUGGCGAAACAAGCGCAGAAUAUAAAAGCGUUGAGACCACCGAGAGGGCUUAAUUUUAGUUUACAGCAACAAGCUGAUUGCGUCGAAUUGGACCACAAUUUUGUUGCAUCGGUUCUAGCUAAUGGCUUUUUUUCAACAUUUCCAAAAAGGACUGAAAAGACACAUCCAACUCUUCAAGAUUUUAAUUUUACAAAUUUUUUUCGAUCUUUAGAUAGUAAUAGUCAAAAGGCCAAAUUGCGAUGUUUCCUUCAUUACUUCGAAUGGAUUGAAACGCAAACAUCGUUCGAAUCACAUGUAAAGAUCUAUCGAAAAGUAAUGACCGGUAAACAAUGGCUAACCAUAGAAGACUGGACCGAAUGCAAUUUAGCUCUAUGUCCGCUGGACAUAAAGCAUCAAGGACGAAUUGAGAAUGCCUUAGAUGACACCGUACAAACCAUCUUUACCUCAGCCCGUAUCGGCGGAAAAGUCCUGUAUGGGGGUAACUCUCAGGAAUGCAUAACCCUCUGUACAACACCAGAAGCAAUGAUUAGCUUAUUGUUCAUGGAAGCCCUGGAAGAUAAUGAGGCGCUCUUUAUUGAGGGUAUCUACCAAAUAGCUCGUAUCAUAGAUCCGAAAAAUAAAGCCCUCGUGGAAAUCCUGUCGAAACCGCGAGCAGUUUCUAUAUGCGCAAUCGAUGCCGAAAACUACAGUAUCCUUCCUAUUGAUCAAUUCGAAGAAGAUAAUAUACUACGUGAAUUAAAUAAGUGCCUUUUAGCCUAUAAACAAAAUAUAAACAAUGUGAUAUUAGAGAAUCGAGAGAAGCGACUAUCGAAGGAAAUUAACGGAAGGUUAUCGCCGAUAGGAGAGAGUGGCGGCAGUUCACCCAGGGGCGAUGUUAUGACGUCAAUUGUAAUCAAGCAACCCUCAACGGCGACUAUGAAAUCUAGCUCAGACUCCGGUCAUAUGGCCGAUGACAUCGACCAGCGACGAUCUUGGCUGAAACCAAUUGACAAUGGGCCUGUCCUCUCUGAAAGACGUUCAUCUUCCGUGGUGUCUGGACCCACAGCUUCAGGGCGUAGAGGUCGUUUCAUAAUCUUGGGCUCAUCCGGAGAAUGCCUUCCUGUCAAUCGGGAUGUAGUUUGCCAUCAAACGAACAGUAGUGCAUAUUCCAGCUGUGAUUCGGAUCCUGACGAGUUUCAUAGUGCUAAGGAGAGUUUCGACGAAAGUUCCGAGGAAAGCGACAAUGCUGCCGAGAAACUUAACAAGGAACUCGAUACACCGGAAAAACGAAAAGUUUUCGUUGAAAGACUGAAGGAGGCAUUGCGGCAAUCAAGUACCUAUACCGAAAGUACCGACAGUAGUUAUGCAGUUGGGAUCAGUAUAUCAGGAUCACAGAAUUGUGAUGACGCAGUUAGGAUACGACGUGGCGGUUCAACCGGUUUCGUUCUGAAAGAGGAUUCUCUUGAUGAAGACUUUUACAAGGAAUCAUUAGAACAUGAAAAAGAGUGGCUUAAUAAUUUUCGAAAUAAACAACAACAACAGCAACAUCUUCCCCGUAAAGACACUAGCGAAUCUUCCAAAUUUAGUUUUAGUACCGAAUAUAGUUCCGAACUAGAAGAAAUCUAUGACCAGUUUUCGAAAUGGCUUGACAAGUCCUCAACACAAACCGAAAAGAAAGAAUUAGACCCACGAGAUGAGGCUGUGAUGCUUUUUGCGAAUUCUUUGUUGAAGCGAACUUUGAGCGAGAGUUUUGUUGGGGUUCCUUUAACAGAUGGCUGCGUUUCAGGCUCCGGACUUUCAGCUGAAGCAACAUCCCUCCAACAAUACAAGCAAAAGAAGAAAAAUCUAGCCCUGAAUGCACGAUCGCUCUCUAUGGAGCUUGCGAAAUACAAACACCGACUUGCAGCUCAACUGAAAAAUGAUGAGAAGCCUUCUAACAAGCACGACCAGUGUUUGGUUAAUACUACUGCAACUGCUACUAGUACUACCACAACUGCAAUCCCACCAGACUCGGCAAGAAGACAAUCUUCAAAUGGGAAGCCCAGAAGGCAUCCUAAGUCUAGGCUAACUCCUCCUCCUUCGGCAAAGAGAUAUUUAAGUUGGUCAGUUUCUUGUUCGCAAUCGUUGAAUUGCGACGACAUCACAAUUAAGAUUUCGCAACUGGGUCAAAAGCAUGGCCGACGAAGUAGCAGUUUAUGUCCGAUAGCAACAGGUAAUUGGGGCUGUGGCUCGACAGGGAUGGGAGAUGUCCAGCUGAAGUUGGUGAUCCAGUGGAUGGCGGCCAGUGUCGCCGGUUUGCCGGUUCUAGUCUAUUACACAGCCGGUCAUGAGAUGCUAACAAAGUUGGACACCGUAACUCGGGUACUUCUGGAUCGCAAAUGGACAGUUGGCGAAUUGGCGUCUGCAACCCUCCUGCACGCCCAAGAUGUUUUGGAAAAUACCGAUCAUUCUAAAGUCGAUACGCAAUUCUUUUUCGAGAAAUUAAUUGGCAUAUAGCGAAGAGUAAGGUAACAAUAAUUUACUUCAAACAACAAGUUAACUUCACCCCCCUUAAAGGGGGCGGAUAUUCAAAAAAAUGUAAAAUUAAAAAUAUCCAUUGAAAUUGGAACAAAGGAAAUUCGAAAAGCAAUACCUUUACAAUUUUCUAUAAUACAUAAUAUGUAAAAAGUUGAAAGUACAUAGAGAAAUACAUUUACAUUUGUUACCUUUUUAUAUUGCGAAUGUAAAAGGUCCUUUAUGACAAAUGAAUAUUAGAUCUUUUUACGAGAGGACAGUUCAAAGUGUUAUGAAUAUGAGAAAAAAGUGAUUGUACAUUUGUAGAAAGUAUCUGUAGGAUAUGAUAUGUCUUCCUAAAUACAUAGCCAGCGCUAGUUACAAUGUUCUGAUUGUUUAUUACUUUAUGAGUAAUACUCGAAUCUGUAUUUAAACGCUAGAAACUUUACUUUCCUUAGUGCGAAAAAUUCAUUCAUUUAUCGCGAUUUUAACCAAAGUUUUCAUUUUUUUUUGUCUCCAAGAAACUACUCUGAUAGAAACACAAUCUAUUUUACACUUUACAAACUAGUUGAAGCUCAAAAUAAUGUAAACUGAAAUUAUCUUUUAUUUGAUUUCAUUAACAAUAAUCUUGGAAGGAACUAAUACAACAUUUAAUGAAAGACUCAAUUGUUAAACUAAAUAAAACUCUUAGUGAUUAAAUAUACAAAUUAUUUCCUUAGUUAUCGGUAUAAGAACGAUUUUUUGUUAAUGAUAUCAUUCUAUAAUCAAACGCAUACUCAUACGAUGUAAUAUGAUAUAAUACUCGUACAUUAGCGAAGUUGUUGAAGCGAAAAACAAAAACGUAUUGUUCUAAAUGUAACGACUAAUAAAACCAUUUUGUAUU
Messenger RNA from Hermetia illucens (black soldier fly), 4845 nucleotides. RefSeq lists its product as uncharacterized. The coding region runs from base 1236 to 3965 and encodes 909 amino acids. The transcript is spliced from 13 exons. Gene Ontology annotation, molecular function: poly(ADP-ribose) glycohydrolase activity. The record is from RefSeq and is a predicted model, not a curated record. Gene Ontology annotation, cellular component: nucleus; cytoplasm. Gene Ontology annotation, biological process: carbohydrate metabolic process; regulation of DNA repair; ATP generation from poly-ADP-D-ribose. NCBI's taxonomy places the organism in Eukaryota, Metazoa, Arthropoda, Insecta, Diptera, Stratiomyidae.